Messenger RNA from Phascolarctos cinereus (koala), 3399 nucleotides. The record is from RefSeq and is a predicted model, not a curated record. Lineage: Eukaryota; Metazoa; Chordata; Mammalia; Diprotodontia; Phascolarctidae.
CCCCAGCCCCUGCCCCCCUCCCUGAUCUCCCCGCGGUGGAGAAGCGGGAAUGCUUGGUCUGAGCAGGGCUGACCCCUGUUGUGACCCCUCAUUCUCCUGCUUCUGCUUUCCUCCCCAGCUCUACCUUCUGUGGCCUCUGCUGUGCCCCAGGAGGACAGCUUGGAGGAAGAGGGAGUGGCUUCUGCCCUGACAGCCAGGCCCUCCAAGGCAGUUGAGGUUAAGUGACUUGCCCAGGAUCACAGAGUUGAGAGCCCAAAAUUUAUUGGAGAUAAAUUUCUUGAAUAUAGUGAGUAUGGGAAGGCCUUCAGGAGCAAGGAGCACCUUUUUGUGCAUCAGAAAAUUCAUGCUGGAGAGAAACUUUGCAAAUGCAGUGAAUAUGGGACAGCCUUUAGGGAUAAAACAGAACUUACAGUGCAUCACAGAAUUAAUACUGGAGAGAAACCUUAUGAAUGUAACGAAUGUGGGAAGGCCUGCAGGGAUAAGACACAACUUAAAUUUCAUCACAGAAUUCAUCCUAGAGAGAAACCUUAUGAAUGUAGUGAAUGUGGGAAGGCCUUCAGAAAUAAGAAACAAUGUAUUGUGCGUUGAAGAGUUCAUACUGGUGAGAAACCUUAUGAAUGUAGUGCAUGUGAAAAAGCAUUCAGAUAUAAGACACAACUAACAAUGCAUCACAGAAUUCAUAUUGGAAACAUUUCUUUAUAAAUGUAAGGAGUGUGGGAAGACUUUUCUUUUCAAGUCAGGACUAACUCGACAUCAAAGACUUCAUAGUGGAGAGAAACCUUAUGAAUGUAGGAAAUGUGGAAAGACCUUCAGGAGGAAGGACCGUUUUAGUGGUCAUCAGAGGAUUCAUGCUGGAGGGUUGUGUUAUGGAUAUGAGGAGCAUGGGAAGGGUUUCCACUACAGCUCAGAUAUCACUCUACAUCAAAAAAUUGAUACUGGAGAGAAAACCUAUGAAUGUGGUGAAUGUGGAAAGGACUUCCGGGAUAAGACAAAACUUGCAGUGCAUCACAGAAUUCAUACUGGAGAGAAACCUUAUCAAUGUAGUGAAUGUGGAAAGGCCUUCAAAUGUAAGAAACAAUUUACACUACCUCAGGGAAUUCAUACUGGAUAGAAACCUUGUGAAGAUGGUGAAUGUAUGAAGGUCUUCAUGAGUAAGAAGCGUCUUUCUCUGCGUCAGAGAAUUCAUAUUGGAGAGAAUCCUUAUGAAUGUAGUGAAUGUGGAAAGGCUUUCAGGGUUAAGACGCAACUUAUAGAGCAUCACAGAAUUCAUACUGGAGAGAAAUCUUAUCAAUGUAGUGAAUGUGGGAAGUCCUUCAAAUAUGCAAAACAGUUUACAGUACAUCAAAGAAUUCAUACUGGAGAUAAACCUUAUGAAUGUAGUGAAUGUGGGAAGGCGUUCAGGACUAAGACAUCAGAGUACAUCAGAGAAUUCAUGCUGGAGAGAAACCUUAUCAAUGUAGUGAAUGUGGGAAGGCCUUCAGGACUAACUCACAACUUAGAGUACAUCACAGAAUUCAUACUGGAGAAAAACCUUGUAAAUGUAUUGAAUGUGGAAAGGCCUUCAAGAGGAAGGACCAUCUUAGUAGUCACCAGAGAAUUCAUACUUGAGAGUUAUGUUAUGAAUAUAAGGAGUGUGGGAAGGGUUUCCACUACAACUCAGAUCUUUUUCGACAUUAAAAAAACUUCAUACUGGAGAGAAACUUUAUGAAUGUAAUGAAUGUGGAAAGGCCUACAAAAGGAAAAAAUAUCUUACUGUACACCAGGGAAUUCAUACUUAAAACAUCCUUAAUAAAUGUAAGGAGUGUGGGAAGGCUUUCCCCUACAACUCAGAUCUUAUUCGUCAUUAAAAAAAUCAUACUGAAGAGAAACCUUAUGGAUAUAAUGGAUGUGGGAAGACCUUCAGAGUGAGGAUCCAACUUAAUCAACACCAAAGAAUUAAUUCAGGAAAGAAAUCUUGAGUGCAAUGCAUGUAGGUUGGCCUUUAGAUGGAGGACACUACUUUAUAUCCAUCAGAGAAUUUAUCCUGGGGAGAUUGGUAAGGAGUGUGGGAAGGCAUUCCAUUGCAAUUCAGAUCUCAGUAGACACCAAAAAUUCAUGUUGGAGAAAAACCUUAUGUAUGUAGUGAAUAUGGGAAGGCCUUCAAGAAGAAGCCACAUAUUACUGGAUAUCAGAGAAUUCACACUGAAGAAAUUCUUUAUGAAUGUGAGUAGUGUGGGAGGCCUUCCAUCACAAAUCAGAUCUUUUUCAACUUCAAGUAAUUCAUGGCUUCUGAAUGUAAUGUAAAAGGGAAGGUCUUCUAUCUGAAUGUAUCUUUUACUCAACAUCAGUGCAUUCAUUCUGGAGAGACACCUUAUGAAUGUAGUGAAUGUGGGAAGACCUUCAGCCUGUAGACACAACUUACUCAAGAUGAAAGAAUUCUUUCUGGAGAGAAACUUUUUGAGUUUAGGUAAGACUUUAGAUUAAGGGCACUACUUUAUGUCCAUCAGAGAAUUGAUAGUAGAGUGAUUUUCAUGAUUAUAAGGAGUGUGGGAAGAUUCCCCCAGCUGACUAAAGUGUGAUUCUGAGUCUCUAGAUGCAUUUCAUGGAGUCCUUAUUUAGGCACCAUGGGAGGUUCCUCUCCUCUAAGGAGCCCUGUAAAGGGGCAAAGAUUUAAUAUUACCCUCCCAUGGGCUUUGUGGGAGGGAGAGGUUACUGAGUGGAUGGUGGUUUUGGAAGAUCCUUAGUAUUAACUUUGGUCCCUCAGAAUAUGGCAAGAGUCUUGAAGGUGACCUCGCACCGUGAGAUGAUCCUGAGCCUAAUGUGUGAUGAAUAAUUGUUGGUGGUACUUGAGAAAUAUAUCAUAAUGUGAACUGUGUUCCUGAUAUUGCUGGUGCUGCUCCUAUCCAUUUGGGUAGCCACCGUGGACCAUAAAGAGUUGGAAUCACCUUAUUAAAACAAAGGCUCGUUAGUGCCUGUGACAGAUUUUAAUGCAAUGUGAUUUUGGUCCUGUGCUCUGAACUUCAAAGGAAAGAAGUUCACUGAAGUGCAAGUAAACAGCAGGAUUAUCAAUGGUAGCCAAAUGCCUUGUCAUCUAAUUAGGGACACACAUGAAAAGAUGAAUAAGAUUCCCAUUAAGAUUUAGGAAUAGAAACACAGUUUUCAAGGAAGAAAUCAAAGCGAUCACUAAUAAUGAAAGAGUGCCCUAAAUCACUUUUAACUAGAGAAAUGAAAAUGAAAGCAACUUUGAAGUAACAUGUCAUACUACCUCAGAUUGGCCAAAGUGACAAAAAAAAGGAAAUGGCAAAUUCUGGAGGGGAUGUGGAAAGAGGGACAUGAGCACAAUUCAGAAUUGGUUCAACCAUUCUGGAGAACAGUUUGAAACUGUGCCCAAAGGACUAUGAAACUAUGUGUAUACUGGGG